GUGUGUCAGCAGCCUUAUCACUCUCUGUGACCCGCAGGCUGACGCGGAUUAAUCGGUGUGUGUGUGUGUGUGUUAUCGGCAGCAGCAGCCAUGUCUCACGGAUGGGGAUACGGAGCGAAUAACGGGCCUGAAAAAUGGGGUGAAGAUUUCCCCGUGGCUAACGGGCCCAGACAGUCUCCCAUCAACAUCGUCCCUAAGGAGGCCCAGUACGACUCCACUCUGAAGUCUCUGAAACUCAAGUAUGACCCCUCCAACACCAAGGGCAUUCUCAACAACGGACACUCCUUCCAGGUGGACUACGAGGACGACGCCAACAGUUCCAUCCUGACUGGAGGUCCUAUUUCUGGAACGUACCGUUUGAAGCAGUUUCAUUUCCACUGGGGAGCGAGUGAUGGCAAAGGCUCCGAACACACCGUCAACGGCAUCAAGUUCCCCUGUGAGCUUCACCUGGUGCACUGGAACACGAAGUACCCCAGCUUUGGAGAGGCAGCCAGCCAGCCUGAUGGCCUUGCAGUGGUGGGGGUCUUCCUCAAGAUCGGUGCCGCCAACCCCCGGCUUCAGAAGGUUCUGGAUGCCUUUGACAGCAUUAAGACCAAGGGGAAGCAGACCGUCUUUGCUAACUUCGACCCAAAGACCCUCCUGCCUGGUUCUCUGGACUUCUGGACCUAUGACGGCUCUCUGACCACGCCCCCUCUGUUGGAGAGCGUCAGCUGGAUCGUCCUCAAGGAGCCAAUCAGUGUCAGCCCCGUACAGAUGGCCAGGUUCCGCGGCCUCCUCUUCACCGGAGAAGGAGAGGCUCCAUGCUGCAUGGUGGACAACUACCGCCCCCCCCAGCCUCUGAAGGGCCGUCAGGUCCGCGCCUCCUUCAAAUAAGCUUCAUCUUCACUGCUUCCUCCUUCCCUCCUUACACAAACCUUCAUUCUCCUAUUAUAUCCACAUGCAGUCAGCUUAUACUAGCCUUAAGGAAAUGAACUUGAAGUAGAUCUGCUUAAAGUUUCUAUAAUAUAGACUUACUGGAUGUAUCUUGAACAAAAUAACUGAUUUUUGAGCUUUGACACUAUGAAGACACAAGACAUAUUUACGCUUAUCAUAUCAAAAGUCCAGAUGAUAUUUAAGAUAUUUUUAUUUACAUUGAGCCACGGAUAUGCUCCCUAGACAGACCAUAGAUUUUUUAUGGAAAUCAAACAGUAAAAGGCUAUUUUCACAGAGAUCCUCCUGGCAUUACUCAUUGUGAGUAGUAGGGGUGGAUGCAUGAAGUGUAAAUUGGGUCAUACGUUGUGCCCUCAUGGAAUAUUAAAUACAUAUUGUCCCCUUGGUCAGACACUGCCUUAAUACAGACAAAGGUGGCCUAAUAUUUUAAGUCUUUAUAGGCUAACAGAGGGACCCGAGAUCUCCUGAAAUUGUCACAAAGAGAGACAGGAUUUCUGGCUCCUAAUCUCAUAAUUAAUUAUAAUUAAUUAAUAUUGAUGUGUGCCAAUAUAAUAUGCUUUUUCUUUCACUAAAUAUACUCAAAAUAGAAGCCAAUAUAUUCUAAAACUUAAUUAAUACAAUUAAAAAAAAAAAAAAUGUAUAUUAUUUUUUGUUAGCAGCAUUGCACUGAAGGAAAAAGAUAUACA
Molecule: messenger RNA, 1616 nt
Organism: Trematomus bernacchii (emerald rockcod)
Lineage: Eukaryota; Metazoa; Chordata; Actinopteri; Perciformes; Nototheniidae
Gene: cahz
Product: carbonic anhydrase
Biological process (GO): carbon dioxide transport
Cellular component (GO): cytoplasm
Molecular function (GO): zinc ion binding; carbonate dehydratase activity
Source: RefSeq, a predicted model, not a curated record